This is a messenger RNA of Plenodomus lingam JN3, 2193 nucleotides long. RefSeq lists its product as uncharacterized. Gene Ontology annotation, molecular function: protein binding. The record is from RefSeq and is a predicted model, not a curated record. NCBI's taxonomy places the organism in Eukaryota, Fungi, Ascomycota, Dothideomycetes, Pleosporales, Leptosphaeriaceae.
AUGCAUCGCAGGACCUCGAUUUUGUCGUAUCGCCCCAAGACGUCCUCUGCUGCAGACGACGACCGCACCACCAGCCACAAGAACAACAACAUCAACAUCAACAACAACAACAACAACAACGACGGCCCAAGCCCGACCCACGUCAUGAAGCGCACGGCGUCGCAGACGUUCCAUUCCCACCUGUUGGACGCAAAAGACGGCAGCAUGGCCCUGGGCGCCGUCAAUGAGGGCUUGGACGGCUCCGAGUGCGCCGGGCAGGGCUCGCACUCGCACACCAACUCGCUCUCGCGGGCGUUUGACGCCGUGACGGGGACCUUCAUCCGCCAGAAGACGCGGCGGCGCAUGUCGUCGUUCUCCUCGGCCACGACAGGUACGUCGCGUCGACGGGGAUCCGUGCAAGGCUUCAUCGACGCCUUUCCCUCGUCCAGUGCACACAAGACCGCUGCCGUCGAGCAACAACGCCAUCCUCUGCAGCACCACGACUCGGGCAUACCUGCCUUGCCGCUGCACUCGCACGCAGCUCCCCAACACUCCAAGACCUUCUCACUCAAGCGACUGGGCAGCAUCCGCCACCGCCCCUCCACCUCGGCCUCCUCGCGAGACGUGGCCAAGCUCUCCCUGACAACGCCCUCGCCCUACUCAAGCCAGGCAGGUCCUGGAGCUGCGGCCCGACAAGCAGCUGCAGCCGCGAACCAGGACCGCCAGAACCAAUUGCGCCGUGAACAGGAGCACACCACCAGCUUUCUCAAUGGACUGAUUCCAUCUAUGCGGAGUGGUGCCGACAUCAAGGAUGACGAGAGCGGCGUCGACAUGACCUGUGCCUCACCUAUUGUCCGUGCCGACAGCGUGACGGAGAAGAAGAUGAUCGAUCCCUUCCAACGUCUCCCUGCCGAGCUCGCCACCGCCGUCCUGUCGAAUCUUGAUGCUGCCUCUCUCGUCUGCGCCGAACGUGUUUCUCGCAGUUGGCACCAGCAUGCUGCCUCUCCACACGUCUGGCGUAACGUAUUUCUCCGCGAGUUCAAGCCCGAUGUCCACGUCUCUCCCGCACCCAUCCAGAUGGGUGGCCUAGGCGUCGGGAAAAUGCUAGGGGCCCAUCCAGCGCCCGCCCAAAACUGGAAGAAAAUGUUCCAAGCCAGGAUGGUCAUCAAUCGACGAUGGAAAGCCGCAGAGCCCGCAGCCAUCUACCUCAACGGACACACGGACAGCGUCUACUGUUGUCAGUUUGACGAGAACAAGGCAAUCACCGGGUCGCGUGACCGGACAAUUCGUGUGUGGGAUCUCAACACGUACAAGUGUCUCAAGGUCUAUGGAGGCCCCAACCAUCGCCCAAGUGCGAAUACCCCGCCCACGAUGGAGGAACGUCCAGAACGGGUCAUCAGUCACGCAUCCCUGAACGGUACAAAGGCGGGCGACGACAUUUACCGCGUCCCGUCGGAUUACCAUGAUGCUUCCAUUUUGUGCCUGCAGUAUGACAGCGAAAUCAUGGUGACCGGAUCUUCAGAUUACACUUGCAUUGUUUGGGACAUCACAGGCGAAGACUAUGUUCCCAUGUACCGCCUGCGUGGACACGAGGCCGGAGUGCUGGACGUCUGUUUGGAUGACAAGUACAUCAUUUCCUGUUCCAAGGAUGCCACAAUCAAGGUCUGGGAUCGCAAGACUGGUCACUGCAUACGUACUCUCAAGGGACACCGAGGCCCUGUCAACGCUGUCCAGUUGCGUGGCAACCAGCUCGUAUCGGCCAGUGGUGACGGCAUGGCCAAACUUUGGGAUCUGGAAACCGGCGAAUCCAAGAAAGACUUUCCUUCUGAGGAUCGCGGUCUCGCAGCUGUCGAGUUUUCCGACGACACCAAGUAUGUCCUUGCUGGUGGAAACGAUCACGUCGUGUACAAAUUUGAUGCCAGCACUGGCACGCUCGUUCAUAGUAGAGUCAAGCACGAGGGUCUUGUACGCUCCUUGUUUUUAGACGCUUUCAAUGGCCGCAUCGUGUCCGGCUCCUAUGACCAAUCGAUUCAGGUUUCGGACUACGAGACGGGGCAAACAUUUGCCACGUACAAAAACUGGACGACGAGUUGGAUCCUGUCCGCCAAGAGCGAUUACAGACGUGUCGUAGCCACGAGUCAAGAUGGCCGGACACUGAUUCUUGAUUUCGGAUACAAGGCUACUGGGGCAGAGUUGCUUGUUGGAUCAAAGUGA